ACUCAUUUACAGGCCAGCGGUCACUUUUUCAGAGAUGAGGAUGUUCUCAUUCUUGAUAGAGAGGAACGUUAGUUUGAGAGAGGUGAAUAAUAAACAUGAUUAUUUGCCCCAAAUAAGAAACGCCUCUAACCCACAGCUUGUGACAGACACGACCCUGUGUGUCCCACAAUUUCCUGCCGUCAUAGAAACAGCUUUUUUCAGUUCCCAUAAAAUGUCUGGAAAUAUUUUUCCUCCCUUAAUUACUCAUGAGUUUUAAAAAUAAUAAUAUAUAAUGAAUUAAAUUGUAAAAGGUUGCUUUUUUAACUCUGCGAAACAAGCUAAAAUAUAUAUUUAAGACAGGCAUAUCUUAAGCCAACUGUAUCUAGUGGUCCUUCUGGUGUAAACAAGGGUCCUCGCACAAAAUGUACGGAGAAUAGCCACACAAUGGUAACCUGAGAUAAUCGAAGAAAAAAAUGAAAAUACCGAAGAGAAAACUAUUUCUUCUCAUUAUUUUUGCAUACGUUGCUUUUUCUCUUUAUGCUGCAUAUAAUGUUUUCUUUAGCAACAAAGUAAUCUCUCGCGUUCACAGGGUGGUGAAGAAGGAACCCGGAGCACCGCAAGGUGGUGUCAGAGAUGGCGGUGCUCCAUUUGUUGCUGAUGAGUGGAAUCCGUGGGAGGAUGAGGAGGUGGAAUACAACUCCGCUUUAAACAAGAAAAGACAGGCCUUUAAAGAGCACAUGGCUAGAAUUAACAAGAAAAAACCUAAACGAUACAACGUCCAAAUAUGGGGGAAAGCUGCCAUCGGGCUUUACCUUUGGGAACAUAUUCUGGAAGGACCUCUUAAUCCAACUGACAAAGUAGCACAGUGGAGGGAGGGAGAGCUGCAGUCAGGAAAAAUUGAAUUCAG
Austrofundulus limnaeus is the source of this 886-nucleotide messenger RNA. It is a transcript of the gene rxylt1, whose product is annotated as ribitol xylosyltransferase 1. Gene Ontology annotation, biological process: protein O-linked glycosylation via mannose. Gene Ontology annotation, molecular function: ribitol beta-1,4-xylosyltransferase activity. The record is from RefSeq and is a predicted model, not a curated record. Gene Ontology annotation, cellular component: Golgi apparatus. Lineage: Eukaryota; Metazoa; Chordata; Actinopteri; Cyprinodontiformes; Rivulidae.